UGAAAGUUGAAAUAUUAUAAUAUUAGUAUUGUUAUUAGUACAACUGCAAGUUAUAAACGAUAACGGAUAAGGCAGGCGGAAGAUUGCAUCAUUGUUGAAUUACUCUUAUUGCAAUCUUACUUAGUAUUACAAACUGUUACUGUAGUACUGAACCAAGCAAGCAUAUUGAUACUAAUGGCAGUACUAAAGUGUUGGCAUUAGAGACAGACAAAAUCUGCAGAAAAUAUUUAUACCUUCUGCAGAAUUGUGUAGCUGUGGUCAAGGAUGUUCACCAUUGUGAAAACUACACUAGUUCCAGGACAAAAUUUUAGUUAUUGAAAUGGAAAAGAAAAAAAUGUGGUAUGCUCUUCCAGAUUCACUUCUUGUUCAAGUAUUUUCUCAUUUAAAUGCUGUUAGCCUCGUGCAAGUUGGAACAGUUUGCCAGUCAUGGCAUAGAGUAUCAUGUGAUGAACUGCUAUGGAAGAAGCUUUUUCACAGAGAUUGGAAAAUUGAUUCAAGUAUUCCAAUUGCAUCUGGAAAAACUUCUUGGAAAAGUGAAUACAAACGUCUUAAACACCAUACACCAGUUUUAGAAUCAGAAGUUCUUACUGACCAUACUCACCAAGUACUUCAUGUUAGUUUCUCGCACAAUGGUGAUAUGUUUGCCAGUUGCUCAAAGGAUGGUUACGUUAAGGUUUGGAACACUACUUUUCCAGCAUCUGUUCGGUACAGUUCUGAUAUGAAGAUGUACAGUUGGAAUUACACUCAGUUCUCUCAAUUUAAUGAGUCUGAUACUCUCUUAUUGGUCUCAGGUGUACAUUUUGGAGCUCACACAGCAUCUGGAGAAAUAGCUGUUUUCAACCUUUCAGAUUGUUUUACUCUUCAGUGCCGAGUUCUUAACAAACCUUAUGAUAUUUUUGGAACCUGGUAUACUGACGAUUAUCUUCUAGCUGGCCGCCUUCAUUUUCUUGGUCAUUUCAUAUCUUGCUCAGCUUUGUGGUUAAACAAGGCAUGGCAGGAGAGCGAUUCAGAAAAGAAACAGAUAGUGAAACGCUUAUUUAAGUUCUAUAACAAAAGUGCUAGUUCUAUUAGAACCAUAAUGAUAGCUAAUUGUCUUCAGUCUGAAGAAUCCAGUGCAGAGGAAUCAAAUGGAGGCAAUAAACCUGUUCUUGAAUGUGGACAAAGAGAGCCUUCUACACUUCAUCAACUUUCAGAACAGCUUGUUAAGGGUAAUCCAGUCUCUCACAAUGCUCUUUCCACAUCUCAGUGGCCAGUCCCAAAUUCCAGAAGACGACAAAGGUCCACAGAAUCUAGUUCUAUGGAUGUGAAAGUAGACUUUAAUGCUGAAUGCCAGGAGGCAUGCACAGUUUACAGUCCAAUUCGAUACAGUUUAGAAUACAGGAGAGUGGAGAGUGCUAGAGAAGGAGUAGAUAGUGAUGAUAAUGAUGAUAAUAACAGCACAAGCCCUGAUUUUGAAGAUCCACCACUGCCCUGGGAUGAAGACUGGUUUGAAUUAAGUGAAGAAGAUGGGUCUGAAGUGAGCAACAAAAUUAACAUUUUCCAAGAAAACUUUAGGGAUAAUGAUGUAGAAAGUGAAAAAGAAGAGAGAGAAACAGUUGACAGUAUAGAGGAAGAUUUAAGUGGAGAGAAAUUAUUGGAUCCACGAGAAAAGUAUUUAAUAUUCACUACAGGUUCAUUGACGUACACUCCUCAUCAAAUUGGUUUCAAAAGAAUAAAGCCAUUCAAGUUUGCUGAACAAGUCACAGAAACUGCUACAUUGUCCCAGAGAAUUCAAGAACGUCGAGAAAAACGCAAUGCUCCAAGUGUUUCUCCAAAUUGGCAGGAUGAACAUGCAAUAGCUGAUCACUUUGAUAAGGUUGACCACAUCAUUGACCUUCAUGGACAUAUAAUUGGGAUGGGUUUGUCUCCUGAUCAUAGGUAUUUAUAUGUUAAUAGCCGCCCUUGGCCCCAAAACUAUGUUAUUGAGCAACCCUUGUUUCCGCCACCAAUUGCCCAAGAAAUUGACAUUCAUGUGAUAGACCUUGUGACCUUAAAGGAAGUAGGAACAAUGCUGAGAUCUCACAAAGCUUAUACUCCAAAUGAUGAGUGCUUUUUUAUUUUUCUGGAUGUGAGUCAGCAGUAUGUUGCCAGUGGAGCUGAAGACAAACAUGGAUACCUUUGGGAUAGGCAUUAUGGUAAUUGCCUUGCUAAGUUACCCCAUACAGAUGUUGUGAACUCUGUUGCAUUCAACCCAGCUGAUAAUGAGAUGCUUGUCACAGCAAGUGAUGACUACACUCUGAAAAUAUGGAGAUCAAAGAACAGGAUUCAGCAUCUAAAUAUCCAGAAAAGAGUCACAGCUACACAAUGGGCUCUCUGUGCUCCAUCCACUGUGUAGAAUCAAAUCCCAUAUUUCAGCAUUGCAAGUCCAUAAACUUAAUGGUGACCCACCAGGGAGGGAAGUGGAUUAUAGUGUGUAGGAGCAGGUUUUCUGUCAUGUUUAUUCAACACUCUAAUUAAUUUGUGAAGGAUUAUAUAUUUUCCAAAUUUAAGUGUUUCUUCUGCUGUAUGAAAGUACAAAGAUUUGGAAACUUACUUUUAUUUUACACUAUAAUGACAAAUCUUCUAUAAAAGUAUGAUAAAACAUAAUGUAUAAAGACUGGAAGCAAAGUAAUUUAAUAUGUGAAUAGAAUGAGAAAUAUAUAUAGAUUAUAAAAUACUAAAAGGCUAUACUGGCUCAGAACCUUUCAAAAUGAUUUAUUUUUGAAGUUGUAUCAUUAUUCUAUCAUAGAUGGAUAAAACCUACUACGUAUUAUUAUUUAUGCUAAGCUGCUACUAUUUUUGCUUAAUUUCUUCUAAAAUUACAGUUAUUUAGAAACUUAUCUGUAUCUUAAGUAUUUUAUGUGUUCUACAAAUAUAUAAGUUUGUGCAAACUAUCCUGCUGAUCUCUGGCAUGUUCAGGAAGAAAUUAGCAAUUAGCAGCGAGUAAGUUGGCACAUAUACCUGCCCUACAAGUACUCAGUGUUUUGGAAUAUGUCAUUCAUUUACUGAAAACACGACAAUUUUGGGGAAGCUCUAAGCUAGUUAACAGUAUGGUCAAUUUUUGCUUUUUACAAUAAAUUUAUUUUCGAUCUAAAUUGGAUUUCAAAAAUAAGAUGAAAGCUGAGGUGUUUUUUUUGUCAGUUUACUAAUUUUUAAUUGAGAUAUCUUCUAAAAUGAAUGAGAUAUUCCAAAAACAUUGUAUGUAUUCUCCAGGCAGGCACGUGUGCCACCUUCAUAUAUUUAAAAAAGUAUUAAGAAUGAAAAGGAAAACUGCAUUUAAAGCAUAAAACAUAUAAUGCCAAAAGUUUGUGAAAACAUAUAUUCUUUAUAAGUGGCAAUGUAACUGUCUAAAAUCAAAAAGUUGAAAGAUACAAGUAUAGAAUAUACUCAAAUAACUAACCCUUAAAUAAGAAAGUUUUUUUUU
Molecule: messenger RNA, 3442 nt
Organism: Limulus polyphemus (Atlantic horseshoe crab)
Lineage: Eukaryota; Metazoa; Arthropoda; Merostomata; Xiphosura; Limulidae
Gene: Fbw5
Product: F-box/WD repeat-containing protein 5-like
Exons: 9
Coding region: 320-2374 (684 amino acids)
Biological process (GO): protein ubiquitination
Cellular component (GO): Cul4-RING E3 ubiquitin ligase complex; SCF ubiquitin ligase complex
Molecular function (GO): protein binding
Source: RefSeq, a predicted model, not a curated record